Messenger RNA from Penicillium odoratum, 2817 nucleotides. RefSeq names its product putative pre-mRNA splicing factor. The transcript is spliced from 2 exons. Lineage: Eukaryota; Fungi; Ascomycota; Eurotiomycetes; Eurotiales; Aspergillaceae. The record is from RefSeq and is a predicted model, not a curated record. Gene Ontology annotation, biological process: base-excision repair. Gene Ontology annotation, cellular component: nucleus. Gene Ontology annotation, molecular function: DNA binding; catalytic activity. Bases 1 to 2817 code for a protein of 938 amino acids.
AUGGCACCGACUGACAACAUUGAGGUUGUCCUUCCUCCCCCCAGUCAGGAUAUCUCCACUUACAGGCUCUUCACCGAAGAAAUCGAGCGCAUUGUCGACGGCAUACUUGAGGAGGAAAGCUUCGAAUCCACCAGAGAUGAGGACUGGAAUGUGGACACUACCCCCCUGAGUGCCAGGAGCUCUAAUAAAUCACAAAACGACGUUGCCCGUUCAAGCUCUCAGAAGACGAAGCUUGGUAGCAAAUCGCCCUACUUCCCCCCACAUACAUCAACCCCGCAAAAGCCGAAAGCCAAACAAAAGCCGCCACGAAAACGGAUAGCUACAAGAAACAUUACAGUUGUGAAUAUGGAUGAUGAAAGCGGAGAGGAAUAUGCACACGAAAUUAACGGUCAUUUGAAUGGGAACGACGACGUGGAGACGAUGGAUAAGAACAGUAACGGGUCGAAUGUGACUGGACUUGACAAAGACUGUGAUGAUUCUCUCGGCCCAGAACCCCAGAGCGAUGAAAAUGACAAUGCCAAUGGGCCGGGACUUGACAACGAUGAUGAAGCCGAGGAGGACGCCAUCUUCGUAUCAAUUGCGCAGUCUGAGCGCGAUGAAAUUCUUCACUACGUUGCGACCCACCGAUUCUUCGAGACACCCGUUCAGCCUGUACCACGUUCUGCUAGAGAGCAGUUUACCAUUGACUUGCGAAAGAAGGCGGUAUCAGCAGGGAUGCCUGGUACCGCUAUAAAUGGCUUACUGAAGUACGUGCGCCGGAUCUACCUGGAUACUGCUGGCGCUCCAGAUGCGGGAUCCCAGGCUUAUUGGGACGAGAUUUCAUUCGGGGAAGAAUUCGAUGACACCCCGAAAGAAACUGUGUUCCUCGGCAAAACUCGCAAGAGAAGCCUUGACCAAGCAAGUGAAUUUAGCUCGAAGAAACGUAGGAUGAGCGACAGACGUUCUUCCAGAGAUUCGAAUGCUUCUGUCCAGCUUGUGGUGCAGAUUGAGGAUAGCCAAGAAAUCGGCGCGCCUCGAACUCAUCAUUCUCCCGAAGCACGGCGCCAGGAUAAAGUUCGUCUAAUGGAAUCCGCGGGCGGCCCCAAUGAAAUACCCGAAUCGCCCAUUCUUGCCGCGGUUUCCUCUACAAAGCAUAGAGAACAGCCACCUUCUAUUUCAGAAAUCAUCAAUCUCACUUCUAAGCUCAAUGAAGAGCAACUCGCAUGCAACGAUUGCAAGCUCCAAAACAACGAGCCCCUUCAAAUCCCGAGUGUUGCGAUGAAAGAGAGUUUGGUGCCUGUACCAGCCGAUACGGAACCGGGUGAUACUGGCGAUAUUUCCCCACAGGAUCUUAGCCACCUAUAUCCUUUUGAUUCAAUGGAUAUUGAACCCGAGUCCGUGCCCAAGCACCAAACUGAGCCUAACUCCAAGUCGAAGCCUGAGCCUCAAUCCAAGUCUGCAUCCGAGGCAAAAGCCAAAUCAACGCCGGAACCGACGCCUGAGUCCAAACCUAUGGCCAACGUGAAAGAAACACUGCCCGGCUCCAAACAAAAGAACAAAGAAACCAUACAGCCCUCUCUUUCCUCUCAACCGAAUUUGGAUUCAGAACAAGUAGAAUUACAAUUGCAAGCAUCGUUGGAACCACAUUCUACAGAUGUCCCUUCCAAGACAUCAGAGCAGAUAUCAAAGAGAGCGCAACAGAGGGUGACCCCCAGUGAUGAGGUGACGUCCAAGUAUUUCCAUGCUGCCACAACCAACAUUUCUUCACCCAGAUCCGUCCGAUCUGACUUGUACAAAAUGACCCUUCCCGCUGAAACAUACCGAUACCUUGACCAUUUUCAUUUGUCCCCAGAUUUUCUGUUAUCAGAUUCGACCUUGAGUGAGGUUCCAAGUGACUUUGAACUUGAUGAGAACUCUGUUUACCCCUCAACACCCGUGCACAGCCCACGAUCUGUCGCUGUAGAACCCGCUGUCGUUCCUGAAACUCCUGUUAAACAAAUUUCCUUACUUGUCCCCGAAGAUCCCAAGCCGUUGCGAUCCAAACUACCCAAAAUCUCACCUUAUUUCCCCAAGUUGCCGAGCGAUCCACAGUCUUGUCUCCCAUUUCCCCCUAUUGAUGCGCCGUAUUUUGGUCUCGUGCAGGAACAGUUGGCCCACGAACCAUUCAAGUUGCUCAUUGCAACCAUAUUCCUUAACCGCACUCGCGGGGGUGUGGCUUUACCAGUUUUGUUCAAAGUGUUUGACCGUUACCCUACCAUCGACUCUAUGGCACUUGCCGACGAAUCAGAGCUUGUGUCCAUGAUACGCUGCCUCGGAUUUCAAAACCAGCGUGCAAGGAAGUGUAUUUCGCUAGCCCAAAUCUGGAACUCCAACCCUCCGCUGAAAAGCAAACGCUAUCGGAAGAUGCACUAUCCUCACCGACUUGACGGUCGGGACAUUGGUCCCGAUGAAUGUGUUGAUGACGAAGACCCGCGGUCUGCAUGGGAAGUUGCUCACUUGCCUGGUGUCGGAGCUUAUUCCCUGGACAGCUGGCGUAUUUUUUGUCGCGACGAACUGCGAGGAAUGGCUACAGAUUGGAUUGGGACUGGUGCCACUACCUAUGGGUUUGUCCCUGAAUGGAAAUCAGUUCUCCCUCAAGAUAAAGAAUUACGUGCAUAUCUUACUUGGCUCUGGCUCAAGGAAGGAUGGGUGUGGGACCAUCACACAGGCGAUCUCAGUGCAGCGAGUGACAAGACGCUGCGAGCUGCACGAGCUGGUGGAGUGGCCCACGAAGAAGAUGGAAAUUGGGUAUUGGAGACCUCACCUGUUAAAACAUUGAAUGGAUUGCAUGAGGAUUGA